Molecule: messenger RNA, 2084 nt
Organism: Nerophis ophidion (straightnose pipefish)
Lineage: Eukaryota; Metazoa; Chordata; Actinopteri; Syngnathiformes; Syngnathidae
Exons: 16
Coding region: 131-1678 (515 amino acids)
Molecular function (GO): RNA binding; protein binding; metal ion binding
Source: RefSeq, a predicted model, not a curated record
GGGGCUCACGUCAGGAAGUAGACUCAUCCGCCGCAGACACACUUAAUAGUCCCGAUGUUCCGCGCUCACCGUCCGAAGAUUGGCGACUUUUGAUUCGUCUGGAAGACUUUUUGGGGGACGAUAAUGCCGAAUGGUCGCGCUCAUGAAAAUCACCAGAGACAUAUGUCGACUGUUGGGGCUCUCGAGUGGUCCACCUGUGCAGCAGCCGCAGGAAGAACUGAUGGACUGUGGUGCUGCCCACCGUGACCCAAGUGAUGAUGGCCCUUUGUCACAGGAGGCAUUAAAUUGUGAGGAGGAUCUAAGUGAGGGUGAGAAGGCCAGACAGAGAGCAGAGCGACGCAAAGCAAAGAAGAAGCGCCGUCGAAAACGUAAGAAGCAGGAGCAAGUGAAUCAAAGCGAAAGUGCUGAGCAGGUCAACGGUGAUGAAGAUGGAGGAGCCGAGUCCGACUUGGAUGAGAGCGAAUCGGAAGCGGAAGUUAUUGCAGUAGGAGAGACACACGUUCAAAAGGAGGAGACAAAGCCUGCAAAACCUGCUGCCUCAUACAAGCUUGCUACCUCCCCCUCCAGUGCGCAUCAGAGGACCACAACAGCUGAAGAGGAGCCCGAGUGGGAUGUGAACAGCGCCUUUGUUGCCAACGCGGCCAGCCACAUCAAGCCCAAAGGAUCAUGCCGCAAGUCCAAAGAAAACAAAGAGAACGAGGCCAGGAAGGAGAUAAACGGAACGGACAUCACGACAAAGAAAACCACAUCGCUUGCAGAAAAAGGGAUCAAGCUCGUCCAGGAAGGACAGUACUUACAAGCAGCCAACAUGUUUACAGAAGCCAUCAAACAUGAUCCAGAUGAUUACAGGUUCUUUGGGAAUCGUUCUUAUUGCUAUUAUUGCUUGGAGCAGUACACUCAGGCUCUGGCAGAUGCCGAGCGCGCCAUCCAGCUGGCUCCAGACUGGCCCAAAGGUUAUUUUCGCAAGGGAAGUGCUCUCAAAGGCAUGAAGUUAUACAGUGACGCACAAAAAGCUAUGGAGCAGGUGCUUAAACUGGACAACAACUGUGACGAGGCCGUCAAUGAUCUCUUUUACUGCAAAUUGCUCCAAUUAACGGAGCUCGGUUUAAAUGAGAUGGACAGCGCGCUAUUGCUGGAGAGAUAUUCGACAGUGCAAGAGGUUUUGGCAUCCUUUUCUGAUGCUACCAGAGCAGCAAGCCAAGAUCAGUCUGUUGCACUACCUGGAAGCCCCAGUCCAUCGCUCUGGGUGGGGAAUGUGACGACGGAGCUGACCGAAAACCACUUAAGGGACCUUUUUCAAAUGUUUGGCGAGAUCGAUAGUAUCCGUGUGCUGCACGAGCGCUUCUGUGCCUUUGUCAAUUUCAAGGAUGCAAACAUGGCGGCCCGUGCCAUGGAGAGACUAAAUGGUUAUAUCAUUGAAAACACACGUUUAGUGGUGCGCUAUCCUGACCGCCGGCCUCAGAGAGUCCUUCCCACUCCACUCAGGACCUGCCUCUCUGUCACGCAGCAGUCAGGUGCUACUGCUGCCGCCGCCGACCCUGAAUCUCGGCGGCGAGGCCCCAUCAACGGAGACGAGUGUUACUUCUGGAGAACCACCGGCUGCCAUUUUGGAGACCAGUGUCGCUACAAACACGUUCCCGAUCAGAAAGGCAAGGACAGGAAGCCGUGGCAGCCUUAGAAAACUCCCCGAGUCGUUUACAGGAAACCAGGACGCAACCGUGGAAAGGACUUGGCCAGUACCGAGCGGACCAGUUUCUGUCGACUAGAAAUAACUUGGACCGGAGUUAGAGACAAGGUCAGUGUCAAACCCCCUCGAGCGCAGGAGGCGUCACCAUGGAGACUGGAUCGUCACUCAGAAAUGGGGCGACUUUUGCAGCCCUGACACAUGGUGACCUCCCCCUGCCCGAUAACCUCACAGUCCAGUGAAAUGUUUUGUACGAGUCGCUGCAGCCGCGACCACAUGGUUUACUAGAAUUCUGUCCGUUCAUAAAGUACACAGGAUUGUUCAGACCACGCUGAAGGAGAAGAAACGUAAUACAAAUGUUAUAUAAGGUACUACAGUUGCAAGUGGAGGAGAAUAACGU